This is a messenger RNA of Haplochromis burtoni (Burton's mouthbrooder), 9009 nucleotides long. Its product is annotated as PDZ domain-containing protein 4. The transcript is spliced from 18 exons. The record is from RefSeq and is a predicted model, not a curated record. Bases 4199 to 7444 code for a protein of 1081 amino acids. NCBI's taxonomy places the organism in Eukaryota, Metazoa, Chordata, Actinopteri, Cichliformes, Cichlidae. Gene Ontology annotation, molecular function: protein binding.
GUGGGAGGGAGAAGCGGAGGAGGAGGAAAGAGGCAUCGUGGAGGGGAAAAUUAAUUGCCCGCUGCAGGUUAUUGGCUGGCUGCACCGCCACGGAGGCUGCUGUUGUUCCAGCGUGGGGAGGAUGCUGCAGAAGAAGAGAGAGCGGCGAGCAGAGAGCUGCAGAUCUCUGCUGAUUCCUGAUGCACCGCCGGCUCCUUUUCAUCCGUCUGUAGAGAGCCACGGCCGCUCAGACUGGGAGGGAAACGCCACAAAUCUGUUUUAAUUUGGAAGAAAGCAGAAGGAAGACAAGCAGGUGGGGACACAAGUGUGCCGGUUUUACCCACUUCAGGAUCACCUUCUGUGGGAGGAGAAGGCGACUGAUUCCCCGGGGGAAAUCAGGGAGUGGACGGUUCCCAAAACAUCUGGAAAGGAGCGAGACUAAGCCGGAUUUAACCUCUGUAGAGAAAUGACGGAGCAGCAGAGGAAAUCAAAGGAUGAAAGAAUAGAGGAGGAGAAAGGAGAGAAGGCCGGUACUCUCAGGGUCUAGCUCCUCUCAGAAAACCUGCUGGCUGCUCCUGGAGGAGGAUUUUUUGGGGAGAUUACGCGGAGAUAAAGUCAGCUUCAUGGCAGACAGAGGGCGACUGUUUGAGGCUGAAGUUUGCUGAAACAAAGCCGGUCUUCACCUGUGUGGAUUAUCUCACCUGGAGGAGGAUUUUUGGGGAUUGAGGAGUUCACAAAUUGAUUUUUCUUUCUGGUCGACAAAGAUUUAAAGAUGCUUGGAAUUCAGUGUGGUGACCUAAACACUGGAAAUUUCAUCGACUGAGGAAAAUAAUUCGUGUAAUUUUCUGUUUAGUGGCACAUUUGUAAAAUACAGAUCCAGCAGCCUUGGGUCAUUUGCUGAAUUAGACGCACGUAACUGAAAAACAAAGUGUCAAAAAGGGAUUUUGAGAAAUUCCCAGAAUGGCAUCUCUCCAUUUAAACGCCUUUCACGCUGCAGUUUUUCUCUCCCUCUGUUUGUUUCCUGUGAACACACUUUUUUAAUCCUCUCUCUUUGUCUGGGUGCAUGUCUUUUGCUCCUUUUCCCUCUGAGACGUCUGACAGGAAUCCUGUGCUGGAUCAGGGUGCAUAAAACAGGUGCUGAUGACAGAUAACAGGUGCAGAGAGGCGCAGGUAGACUCUGAUAAAGCCAGAUAACUGAUGCUCGGUGACAGAAGCAGCAGGUGAUACAGGCUGAAUGUGCUUCUGCAGAGAGUCGAUCCUGUCUGUCAUCUUUCUGCAGGCUAAUCGAGGACCGUCUGUGGGCGAGGUGGGCGGUGAUAAAACCGGAGGGAGACGCUGUUCUCUGCAAAAAACCAACAUGCAAAAGGAGAAAAGUUAAACAGCCCCGAGCAGCAAGUGAGCAAUAAAUCUUUACUUAGAAUGAAAAAGUGAAGGAAAAGAUUCAGAAACUGCAAAGCGCUGAUUUAUAAAACAACCUUUUACACAGAAACAUGCAGGCACAGGAAACACCUGUCAGUAAAUAUUCAUCAUCAGAUUAUUUUGGAGCUCACAGGUUUGUCUUUGAAGAAACUUCAGCUCUUUAACACAAUAAAAUAGUUUGCAAAACUAAAUGUGCUUCGAGACUUUGCAGCUAAAUUUAGAUUUUCUGGGGGAGGAACAGCAAAAAGGACUGAAAUCAGGCUCAAGGAGGAAACAACAUGUGAUAUUCAACUGGAUAUUAAAACACACAGACAUAAACUGAGAGACGCAAAGUGCACGUGGCAGAGACCGAUGUGAGCCGUUAGUGAACCAGCAGGAAAUGUAUUUUUAAACUUUAUAGUAGACACACAAAAGUGGCCAAAAGUGCACAAAAAUGACAGAUUUACUGAUAUAACAUGGGAGCAUUUUCCAUCUGCACACAUCAAAGCUGAGUGCAAACGUAACACUUUAGAUGGAAACGCUGGAUUCAGAGAGGAGAGGCUGAAAUGUGGAGUCACUGCUAAAAGCACAAAUGCUGCUUCUCCUUUCUGACCCUACAAACGCAUCAUUAAUGCCACAGUGCUCAAAGCAUUCAGCUCUAAACACAACCAACCUUUCAAAAAACACAAAUGCACAAACUUUGAUACGUAAAGUAAAAAACAAAUCUCUUGUUUGGUUUGUUAGGUGAGCGGUUUGGGUAUAAAACCACAUUUUAAAGUUGAAACAGUAGAAACAGAUGCUGGCUGUUUCAAAAGAAAAAGAAAGUACUUUUACUUCUGCACAGACACGAUCAGCUCGACUUUUGGACAAUGUUUACAGAGGAGCCGCGGGCUUCUUAUUUCUUGUGGUGAUUCAAACCCUCAGAUGAAUUAUUGAGAGCUCUUGAUCCUCUCUCAUCAAGAAACGGUUCCAAUCUUUUAUUGAAGCUCUUGGCGUUUUUUCAAUAUUUCAAAAUUUCUGACACAAGCCAGCAGCCUGUUAGAGUCAGAUUGGGGGAGAAGGAACGUCGCUCUAAACGCUCACUGAUGUUCACAUGAAUUAUUGAAGCGAACUGAAAACAGUUUACAACCGGGAGAAGAGUUCUUUUCUUCAGUUCUUAUUAACCGUCACAGGCCUAGAUUCCAAACGCACCUCAGGAGACACACAAACUAACAUUUAGCUGGAGAGUUUUUGUUAGAUUAGAGGCUCAGAUUUAACCCAUUUUGGAAAAGCAGGAAAAAGAAUUUUUUAAGCUAAGAACCUUUUCCUUCCUCUUUGCAGGAACACACACUUUAUUUAACCAAACCAACAGAGAUCACACAAACGUCAUCCUUCACUGAGUUUGAAGUUUGUCGUCUACAAACUUUCAGCUGUUACAUUUACUCUAAACAGAAGCUGAAAACACACAAUUUGCAGUCACUUUCUUCUCCAUCAGCUUUCCUGCGCUCAUCAUUUUUUAAAAGCACCACGAUUUGGAUCUAUUCUGUUUUUAUUCAUCACUCUCGCAGAAGCUACCAAAUUUAUUCAAAACAGAGAGAGAAGCAAUUUGUUUGGUCAUAAAGAUAAAAUAUUCAGUGCAAGAAAAAAUCAAACUGUUUCUGCUGCAAACAUCCAACAAAGUGAAGCUUAAGUUGAUUUAAACUAUUUGAUAUUUGCACUGAGACUACAGCUGAAUGAUGCUGUAAGCACACAUGUACACUCUCCCUGUGGGAGCCGUGAACCAGCACUCGGACUUCAUCCUUCCAUCAGGAGAGAUUCAGCCGCUGUUCGUUUUUGCUUAAACAAACUGAACUGAUUUUUCAUGUUAACAGUUUCAAGCACAAACCAGAGAUCGCCUUCCUCCUCCUCCUCCUCCUCCUCCUCCUCCUCUUUCCCCCUGUAGGGCUGAAACAAUCUACCGUGCAUGAAUAAAAAUUAAUUUUGAUGAAAAGUGUCUCGCCUCCUCGCUGGCCGCAGGACACCAGAUAAAAGCUGUUUACUGCAAGGAGCAACAGAACGCAGCCUUUUUACGACAAAAACGGAGCUGAACGGCGUUUGUGCUGCUUUUGUCUUCGUUUCAUCAUUAUUUCUGCUUGUGAGUGGGAAACAGUGAGAAACAGAGAAGUGGGUUUUACUUUUGUCUUUAGAGCAGAAAAGAGGACACGACGCAAACUCAGCUUGACUCUCAGCUGGGGUUUCCCUUUCUUGUCUUUGAAAGAGAACUUGUGACUUUGAGCUGAUAAAAGGAGCUGCACAUGUUUGGAGACACUUCUGGGGCUUCUCAGAUGAAGUGGAAAUCUCACUUUACUGUAUAAAAACUACAAGUACCCUACUUUGGUGCAUAUUUGUCUAAAAACUGACUGAGUUUGAAGAACAAGCACAGAUCUGCUAUACAGCUUUUACCUGUUUGAAAUAAAUCAGCAUAAAUUUGAAUCAUUUUUUGAUACAUUUCUUGACAGAUUUCCUCGCAGCCUUAUGGUUAACACAAAGAACAAGAAUAAAACUUUUUAGAUACACGAUCUUCAUCACAGAAUAAAGAUUUCACUUCGUUUUGGCUCAAACCUGAUGAUUUGAUGUCAGUUUGGAACCUCAUUUUAGGCCAAAGGUCAGUGGGUGAUUAAAAAAGGUUAAACAAGCAAGAUCGCGAACACUGACCCGGACACAUCAGAUUUGGAGGUCAAAGGUCAGACAGACAAGCUGGAUUAUCGAUACGGACUGGCAGCUGUUUCCUGAGGGACCUGCGGUGACAGAGAACAGACGACAGAGAUUCAGAUCAAGAGGACAGACAGACCAAGACGCCAUCAUGGGCUGCAACAUGUGCGUGGUCAAACGUCCAGAGGAGCAGUACAGGAUCAUGUUCCAGCAGAAAGGCUGGAGUAGCUCCCUGCGGCCGAUGGACAGACACGGAAACGUAAAGCUCAGAGGAAGAAGACCCUCUCAGCUGCCGCUAGACCGAUCACAAAACUCCCAGGAGCCUUUGAGCCAGUCUGGGCUGGGGUGCAAAAGUCACAGGAGGAAAGGUACGUUGGUGUGCGGAAACGGGACGGUCAGCUCCUCCGUCUCUUCUGUUGCCAUGGUAGCGAUCCCUGACUGUGUUGACAAUGCAACGCAGACUGACAUCAGUUUCCAGAACACUCUGACCCUGGGGAGAAGCAGAGGUCACCAUCACCACCACCACCAUGGUGAGGGAGGCUCCUCUUCUCCCCCACCACCUCCUCCAUCACCUCCCCUCCCUCACCUGGCAGUGCCGUACGAGAUCAAUGAGUUCUGUGUGUUUGAAUACAACGACCCCAAUGACUACUUUGAUGUAUCCAACCACGAGGUGGACAGGCAGGAUGACCUGGAAUAUGAGGAGGUGGAGCUGUACAAGUCCAGCCAGCAGGAGAAGCUGGGUCUGACGGUCUGCUACAGGACGGAUGAUGAGGAGGAUCUUGGCAUUUAUGUUGGGGAGGUUAAUCCAAACAGCAUCGCAGCCAAGAACGGACGCAUCAGAGAGGGCGAUCGAAUACUGCAGAUUAACGGCGUGGAUAUUCAGAACAGGGAGGAAGCCGUUGCCAUUUUGACCCGAGAGGACAGCAUCAACUUCUCCCUGCUGCUGGCCAGGCCCGACAUAGAGAAUGAAAACCCCAUCGAUCCAGAGGAGGACAUGGAACUGACUCUAGAGGGAGCAGACUUUCCUUCAAACCCACACAUUUCAUGCUCUCUCAACUCCUCUCAUAAUACUGGCUACUACCGCCUCCACCAAGGAGGAGAAGGCAGGUCAUCCUUUCCUUUAGGAGGAGCAGGGGGAGGCAGAGACGGUGAGGUGGAAGAUGAAGAGGAUGAAGAAGGAGAGGACGGCGAGCGAGGAGAGAAGGACGACAAAGAGCCACCGGUCCCCCUCCCUCCUCUGCUGAACUUGGCACCUCUGCUGUCCAACAGCCAGGAGCUGGACAGCGGGGUGGGUCGGACAGAUGACAGCACCCGCUAUGAGGAUACAUCUGAACAUGACCUGCUGGGUGAUCAAACCAGUGCCUGUAACACCAACACCACCAACACACCAGGCAGCACCAGGAAGUUCAGACCUGGACCCAGCCCCAGGCCAAGUCCUAGACCUAGUCCUGGCCUCGGUCCCAGCCCUGGGCAUGGUCGAGGAGACGUCACCCCUCCUUUCCUCCACCUGCGCGAUCUCCAGCUCAGCUCUGACUCUCUCCCAGGUCUGGACUGGGGAGCUGGAGGAGGAACAGCAGCAGCAGCGUACAGUCCUCACCACCAUCACCACCAUAAGCAUUACCACCACCAUCACCAGCCUCUGACAAUGACCAUGAUGAUGCCGGGCCUGACGGAGGAAGAGUGCCAGCGUUACCAAGAGCUGUUAGAGAUCAAAUAUCAGUAUGAGAGACAUUUGGAAAGACGCCGGAGAGAGCUGGAAAAGGAAACCACUGAAGCAGAAGUUAAAGGCCGAGAGGAGGGGGACGAGGCAGCAGAGGAAGCUGAAGGCACAGCUUCUGAAUCGGUAGUGGACGUGAACAGCAAAGAGAUGCCAAGUGAGCACGAGUUGGCGUUGAUCGAGGAGGAGCUGCGCCACCUGGAGUUUAAGUGCCGCAACAUUCUCCGAGCGCAAAAGAUGCAGCAGCUCAGGGAGAGAUGUCUGAAAGCCUGGAUGAUGGAGGAGGAGACGGUGGCAGGUGGAGCGGGCCGACCAGGACCCUCUGAAGGAGGUAACAACCAGCACCAGGAUUUGCAUAACGAGGAUAAUGACGAUCCUCAUCACCACGAGUUGUCAGCCAUCAACGAACUCCCGGAGCGCGAGCGAUCGGAUGACAAAGACAGCACCAGUGCCUACAACACCGGAGGGGAAAGCUGCCGGAGCACGCCAUUGGUCAGCACCGAGCAGAUCCCGCCUCUUCAGGAGGAUGAAGAUGAAGGAGGCAGACGCAUGACCUCUCCACCUCCGCUCCUCCCCCUCAGUCGCCUCCCCCCUCUAAACUCCCCCCUCACGCCUCAACGUCACAGGAGGGACCGAGACAGAGAGCGGCGUCACUCAAACCUCAGCUGCUCCUUCUCCCCGAGCGCCUACAGGAAGUACGAAACCUCCAAUGGAAACUUUGCAAACGGCUCAAGCUCCACCCCCUCUACGCCUUCAAAGUUCAGGUCUCUGACCAGAGAAACGGGGUCAGCUUCUAGGAGGGGUAUGGCUGAUGGAGGGCGGAGCUCCAGAGCAGGUGGAGCCCCCUACAGGCCUGAAGGUGGAAGUGCAGAGUCGAGCCCCUAUUUCACCCGGAGGCAGCACAGACACAGCAAACCGUUAGAACGCUAUCAGAGCUGCAUGACCCUGCCCUCCGAGGGUCUGGUGGACCCCCUGGACCGAGUGAGAGACAGCGGCAGGGCAGACGGGGAGGAGAGGGGGGUAGCCACAGGCAGCAGUGGACCAGCAAGCCCCAGGAGUGUGAACAGCGCCCCCUGUGGCCUGGAGGACCACCGUGCAGGUGCCUCACGGUUAGGACUGGCCUUACCUCUUGGACUGACUCACUCAUCACCAAACGCGUCUCCACAGCGCAUGGAGUGGAAGGUAAAGAUUCGCAGCGAUGGGACUCGUUAUGUGGCCAAGCGGCCGGUCAGAGAUCGUCUGCUGAAGGCCAGAGCCAUGAAGAUCCGCGAGGAACGCAGCGGCAUGACGACAGACGAUGACGCUGCCAGUGAAAUGAAACAGGGUCGAUACUGGAGCAAAGAGGAGAGGAAGCAGCAGCUGCUGAGAGCUCGAGAGUACAGAAGAAGAAGAGAGUUCAUGAUGCAGAGCCGCCUGGACUACAUGAGAGGAGACAGGGAUCUUUUGUCAUCAACAGGGUGCGCUGAAGAGCCCCAUUUAUCCCAGAGCCUCCAGUUUAAUGUGCAGCAUAACUCCCCCAGCAGCAACAUCCUGCAGCUGAGCCAGAAGAAAAUCACAAAGAGGAGGAAUCGUCGCAUUCUCGACAACUGGAUCACCAUCCAGGAGCUGCUGGCUCACGGCUCGAGGUCACCGGAUGGAAAGAAAAUUUACAACCCUCUGCUGUCUGUCACUACUGUGUGACCUCAACAAGGAGACCAUGGAAACACACAGUGUGGACCUAGAAGCUCAACGCUCUUUCUUUGUGGAGCUAAAAACAUGAACACACCAGAAAGAGAGAAACUUAAAGAAUUAUAAACAAAGGUGGAUAAGAAGAGAAGAGACUUAAAACAGAAGCAUUUGGUCUCACAGGAGGAAUCCUCCGAGCAUGAAAAGGAAAGAACGGAGAUGAGUGCAAACAGAGAAUGAAGCUAACAAUCCUCUUCACUUUCUGACGUCACUUCAAACUCAUUAGAGAUACACGUGAGGACGCAUGAGCCUCGAAAGGAAACAGAAACGUCCUGUUCUGGCCUCGGCUGUGACAGUCUGAAAAAAAGCACAGGUUUGAUCUCCUGGUCCUUCCCCAGGUGCACAGUCACAUCGCUGUUAAUUACAAAUUUUUCUGUGAAUAGCAAAGUCGUGCUCAUGCUAAGACUUUUCCAUCAAGAAAAAAUGACUAUAAGUGUAAUUUUAAGAGAAAAAAAGGCCAGAAGAAUGGACGUUUAUGGAGGAUUGAAACUGAAAACUUCACAAAUAAAGGAAGGAAAACAUGAACGUUUCCUUUCACAUUCAUUAUUUCUUUCUGUCCGUGUUGCUACUGAACAUGAAGCAGAUUCUAGGUUGGACCCCCUGUCAGCUGCGUGGGGUCCUCAUGUUUGCUGUGUCUGUCCUCCACACUGGUCGCAGGUGUGAGAGCUCUCUGUGAUAAACUGGCAGCCAGUUCAGGGUGGACGCUGCUUCUGACCCCGUGGACCCUCGAAUAGGAACAAUAUUCCUGCCACCAUCAAUUGGAUGAGCAACAUUUAUCCCUGUAUGAUAUAUGACAUGCCUACUUAUCUAUCCAAACGUAUUGUUGUUCAUUCAAAACAAAUCAGUUUGGAAAGAAAUAGGAGUGAAAAUUCCAAAACUUUAUACAUAAAAAAUAAAUAAAGUCAUUCAUUUAAAAACAAACUAUAUGAAUGAAAUGAUUACAAAAUGAUAAAAAACAAACGCUAAAAACUAAAAAUUCAUGGAUCUGAAAGGUUUUGGUCCUUCAUGAACUCCUCGGCGCCACGAGUGAAGCAGCGACAACACCGGCAGGAAGGAAGUGACAUCACUGUUUAAGGACAAUACAUGUUUACUCAAACAUUUACUGAUACUGAGUAAAAUAUGAUUACAGUACUACUACUAGCUGCUGUGUGAUCUGUGCUGUCACGGUUACGUUACACAACACCCGUCUUCUGAUCAUCAUUUGUAAAUCGCUUUCUCAGAAAACCUUUUAAAGUUCUAACUUUUGUAAACAGUUUAUUCAUGUUGACGGUUGAUAUAUGUUAAAUGUUGAGUCUCAUAUUGUUGUUCAAAUUUUAUAAAUUUUAUAGAUUGUGUUGUUUAUCCUGCAGGAGCGAGCUGCAGGUCCGUCGUUGUGCUGGACGCUGUGCAGGUGUUCAACAGAGAAUGCAUGAAAAUGAUGUACUGGACUAUUAUUGGAUGUCGUUCUUAAAGUGCUGUAAAGUACAUUUUUAGCAGUGAAAGGUGUGAAAGUGUUAAAAUAAAAUAAAAAGGCAGAUGAG